AUGUCCUCAAGACCGUCCUCCAGCGAGAACAUCGUCAACCAAAAGUAUGACCGCUGCCUGGCGGAUUUGCUCGUAAAGACCGGGGUAGGCUUCAGCGUGGGCGUCGUGGCUUCCGUCAUCCUCUUCCGCCGACGGGCUUGGCCGGUCGCGUUCUCGACGGGCAUCGGCACGGGUAUCGCGUGGGCGGACUGCGACCGCCUGUUCAACCCUACACGGGGGCCAGGCAUGCGCGUCGUCACACCAGCAUCCACACCAGCAGAGAGCAAGUGA
This is a messenger RNA of Gloeophyllum trabeum ATCC 11539, 270 nucleotides long. RefSeq names its product DUF543-domain-containing protein. Gene Ontology annotation, cellular component: mitochondrial inner membrane; MICOS complex; mitochondrion. The transcript is spliced from 5 exons. NCBI's taxonomy places the organism in Eukaryota, Fungi, Basidiomycota, Agaricomycetes, Gloeophyllales, Gloeophyllaceae. The coding region runs from base 1 to 270 and encodes 89 amino acids. The record is from RefSeq and is a predicted model, not a curated record.